Plasmodium berghei ANKA is the source of this 6573-nucleotide messenger RNA. Its product is annotated as THO complex subunit 2, putative. NCBI's taxonomy places the organism in Eukaryota, Apicomplexa, Aconoidasida, Haemosporida, Plasmodiidae. The coding region runs from base 1 to 6573 and encodes 2190 amino acids. The transcript has 4 exons. Gene Ontology annotation, molecular function: mRNA binding. The record is from RefSeq and is a predicted model, not a curated record. Gene Ontology annotation, cellular component: THO complex part of transcription export complex. Gene Ontology annotation, biological process: mRNA processing; mRNA export from nucleus.
AUGGAUAUUUCAAAUGUACUCCACAAUUAUAGAGUACGGCUUUUCGAUGAGUUCGAAGGGAAAGAUAUUGAAACAAAUUUAAAUAUAAUAAAACAAAAAUAUGAAGAUAAAUUAGUAUCUAUUUUAAAACAAGUAAAAUAUAAAACAUCUUUGCAUAAAAGUUGUGAAAAAUCUUGUUUUUGCUCAAAAUACCAGAAUGAUAACUAUUGCCCAUGUAGCCAAAUAAACCAGAAAUAUCAAAAAAAUGAAAUAAAUGAGGAAAAUAAAAAUCAGGACAAUUUAAAUUCUGAAAAACAAACACAAGUUCAUAUUACAAAUGAAAGCUCGGAUAAAAAAAGAAAACGAAAUGACAACCAUAAUGAAAAUUAUGAAAAAAAAAAUGAGGGAGAAAAUAUAGCAGAAGAUAACAACAAAGAAGAGCAAAUUCAAAAUCCAUUAAAAAGACAAAAUAUGAAUUCAGGUAAAAUAAAAGAUAUACAUAUAUCUGAUACAAUAGAAUUUAAUGAACAUAAAAAUGAAACAAUAAAUAAUUUAAAUACAUUUAUAAAAGUUGAUGAGGAUAUAAAAUUUUUGGAUUCAACAGAUUUAUUUUUCAAUAUUCCUAUUAAAAAAGAUUGUAUUUUAAAAGAUAUAUUUACAAAAUUAACACAAGAAAUUAAAAAUAAAAAUUAUCAAAAUGUUUAUAAAUACGUAUAUUUAGAGUGUUACAAAAGAAAUCAAAAUAAAAUCCAAGAACAAGGAUUUUGUUGUAAUUUACAAAAAAACUUCAAAACUAUUAUUAAUUUCUAUUUUACUAGUUUUGUAGAACAGUUCUCAUUAUUUUAUUUUGAUUUUUUUUUAUGUAUAGUAAAAGGAAUAAUAACAAUCGAAUCAGGAAUUAAUUAUAUUUCCAACGAUUUAGCACCUUUACAUCAUGAACAUUCCAUGAAAUUUAAUUUUCCAUUUUUCAAAAUAAAUACAGAUACUAAUAACAUGCAUGAUGAAAAAUAUAAUACUAAUUUAGAUAAUACUUAUUUAAUUUUGCCAUUUAAAAUAGUUAUAUUAAAUAGCUUUCAAUACAUAUUUGAAAUUGUACAUUAUUUAAGAGAAAAACAAAAUGAUCUUUACACAAAUUAUAAAGAUAUUAUAUUUCAAUGUAUUGUAAUGUUAGAAAAAAAAAAAAUAAUUUCUUAUAAAGAUGCAACUACAUAUAUAGAAUGUAAAAAUUUUGAUAAAAUAAAUAUAUUUCCAAAAGAACUAAAUAAGCUUAUUACCAAAUUGAAAACAAAAAAUAUGUAUAGUAUAUCAAUUUAUAAUUUAAUCAGAGAAAAUAUCAAUGGUUAUUCUAAAAUAAUUUUUUUGUUAGAUCAAUUUUUUGCAAACAAUUUAAAUUCCCCUAUUGAUAGAUCAAAUCAAAAUAGUAAACUUUCUUCAAAAUUUUACUCGAAAUAUAUCCUUAAAAGAAAAAAAAAAAAAAAAAAUGAGCAAACAACACAUAACAAAGAUGAUCAAAAUGGAAAUUAUCAAACAAAUUUUUCUCAUGAAUUUUUGAUUUCUUCAGAUUUUGAGAAUAUCUCAGAUUCAUCAUUAUCGUUAUUAUCAUACAAUAAUGACAAUAGUAAUAAUGAUAAUAACAAUUUAAAAAAAAAAAAAAAAUUAAAACAUGAAACGUUGGGAAGUGUCAAAGAACACACUUACGAACCUGCUAGACAAUACAAUGAAUUUGAAAAAAAUCAACAAAAAAUUAAUUGUUCAUCAUUGAAAAGAAAAUGGAAAAAACAUUUAAAUUGCUAUUAUUGUAAUGAUAUAAUAAAUUUGAAAAAAAUAAUUUUUAAAAUUGCGGGAUUACAUAAUUUAUGUCCACGUAGAAUAAUAUCAAUAUUAUUGUUUUAUUAUGAACAAAAUAUAAAUAGCGAAAAACAACUUCUUCCUUUAUUUUAUUUAUAUUCAAAAGAAAGUAUAACCGAUGUAAUAAUACUUGAAUUGAAAAUAAAAAAUAAUUAUAUUCAAGAAAAAAAUUUAGAAAAAUUAGACAAAUUAAAAAUUAUAUAUAACAAAAAUGAAAUUGAGGAAAAUGAAAAUAAAUAUCAUCUUCCUGAAUUUUUAUUAAAUACUAAUAAAUUUUUUAGUUACAAUUAUUUCAAAAUGUGUUCUAUUUUAAUUUUAAAUGAUCUCUUAAAUUUAAAUAUAUUUUACAAUAAUUUAUUACCUAAUGAUAUUUUAUUAAAACAUACAUUUAAUGAAUUGUACAAAAAAUAUUAUGAUGAUUAUGAUAAUACAUUUUCAGAUAAAAUUAUUUCACUUUUCCAUUAUUAUAUUCCAUAUGAUAUCAAUAAAAUGUAUGACAUUUUUGAAACUCUUAAAUCUGGUUAUUUUGAAAAAAAAAAUCAAAAUUUCGAAAAAUCAAAAUUAACUAAUUUGGAAAACAAAACUUCAAAUACAUUACAAACAAAUAAUGAAAAUUCAGAAAAUGAUAUAAAAAAUAAUUCACCAGAAUUGUCUAGAACCAAUAAUUCCAAUAUUGAUGAUAUUUAUAAUAAUAAUUCAAAAAGUUUAAAUAAAUUAUUAGAAAAUACAGAUGAUCCUCUUUCUAUACAUGAUAUAGUAGUUAACUACAGUUUGAACAUUAACAAUCCAGAUUUAAAAAAAAAAUGCCAAAACAUUUUAGAAUCACAAAAUAAAGAUGCAAUAAAAUAUUAUUUAUAUGAUUCCUUAACUAAUAACACACAAAAUAAUGGAGAAAAUUUUAUAAAAAUGUAUAUAGAAAGGGAAAUUAAAAUAAGAAAUGAAUCUAAAAAUUCAAAAUAUUUAGCUUAUAAUAAUGCACACAACUAUUUAUUUCUAGAAGAAGAUCAUUAUUUUCUUGUUUUAAGUCGUUUAUUUUUUAUGAUAAAUCAAAAAUUUUUAUUUUUAUCAACAUUAAUAGAUUUAAAUGCUUGGAGUUAUGCUACAAUUAUAAUUAAUCAUUUAACUAGUUUUAAUUCAAAUCCAUUUAUGAACUAUUUUGUUACUAAAUCUUUGGCCCAACUUCUUAAUUAUCUUUUAACCCCUUUGAUAAAUAAUUUUUAUGAUAUUAAAAAAAAAAAGCCAAUAAAAAAUGAAGCAUGUUUCUUUUGCAAAUUAAACAUAAAUUCAUCUAACCUUGUUGGAUACAAUUCUAUUAAAACUAUUAAUCAAAAUAAAAAGCAUCUUAAAAAUUUAUUUAAAAAUGAAAAAAGUAUCAAAAUAAAUAAAAAAAAAGUAAAACAGUUAAUCAAAUUAUAUAAAUAUAAUUAUAAAUUAUUUGUAUUAAAAAAUCAAGAAAAAAAUAAUAUAAAUAACAAAAACAUAUUUAUAGACAAAAAUCAUAUAUCUAUUUCGAUAAAAAAAAAAAAAAAAAAAAAUUUAAAGAAUAAGCAUUUUCCAUUACAAAAGUUUUUCUUUUUAUCAAACAUUUCUGAAGAAAAACAAAACACAUUUCAUACACCUUCCAACUCCGAUUUAAAACCGAAAGAUGCCAUAUACAAUAACAAUGAACAAACAUAUCUAAAAGAAAUACAAACUAUGGAUGAAUUUUUCGAUAUAUUCUUACCUUUCUUAAAAUAUUUAGGAUAUUUUACAUAUAUAUAUGAUGAACUUCAACAAAAUGUGUUAAAAAUUUUAUUAAAAUAUGUCGAAAUUAUGACAAAAAAAAAUAGUAAUAAUGAAACUCAAGCUGAACAAAUAGACAAAUUCCAUCCAAAAUUUUAUUCAUUUUUAAAUUUCUUUUUUUUAUCAUUAAAUAACAAUUGCGAAGAAAUAAAUGAAAAUCUAAUUAAUACCCAUUUAUGGAAUAUAUUAAAAUUAAUACCUGUUUCUACAAGAUAUAAAGUGUAUUUCAAUUUUUAUAAUUUAAUAGAAAAACAAAAAAAAGAUAUUAUUAAAUAUAAAAAUCAAAUUCUUAUACCUAAUGAUUUUUUUGAUGAAAACUGUAAAAAUAGUGAAAACAAAACAGAUAAUACUUUAUUAGAAAAACAAAAUAAUAACAUAAAUCCACAUUUUGCAACCCUUCCAAUUAACUCAAUAUAUUUUUUCUCCUUAUUUAAUUUCGAAUUAAUUAAAACAAAAAUAAGAAAAAUUAUUAAAAGAGCAACAGCAGAUAUAUUAAAAGAUAGACAAAAUGUUAAAGUCCAAAAUAUGCUAUCAGAAUUUAAUUUUAUAAUAAAUAGAAAUCCAUUUAUUGGUGCUGAAGUCAUUAUACAACAAUGUGAAUUAUUUGAUAAUAAUAUGAUUAUAACUUUAACUGAAUCUAUUAAGCAUAUUCAUAUAUUUUCAAGUGAUAUUUUUUUAUAUAAAAUUAUAGAAAAACAACAAUUAUUAAAUGUUAAUACUUUUAAUUUAAAUAAACAAAAUAAUAUGAACAGUUCAGAAUUUUGUGCUGAUAAUGUUUUUAGACCCAAAAAAUUAAUAAAUCUUUCAUUAUUUAGUGCAAUAUUUAUGUCAAAACAUCCACCUGUUGAAUUUUAUCCAAUACUUAUUUCAACAUUAAAAAGAAUAUUUUCAGAAAUGCAUACAUCAGAUGAGUUAUUUUUACGACGUUUUUCACCAAAUACUCAAAACAUUGAUCAAGAUAUGCAAAUAAAUGAUUCUAAUAUGAAUAUAAAAAAUGAUGAUACAAAUAAAAUGAUAAUAUUAAAAGCACAUAAUAAAAAAUAUCCUGAUUUAAUGAGUGGAUAUAUAUUCGAUUUAGAGUAUAUUCAAAAACUUAUCGAAAUAUAUGGUGGAACUAGUACAUAUGUAGAAGUACAAGCAUUAAAUGAAGAUCAAUUAGAUGCACAAGGGGGGUUUCGAAAUCUAAAAAAAGAAGUCAUGAUUAUUGAAAAUGAUUUAGAUAUGAAUAUUAAUAAUACAGAAUAUGAUUAUAUAGAAAAAAAUCAAAUUGAAAAUGAAAAAUUAAAAUCAGAAUGUAUUUCUUAUGCAUCCAAAGUAUUAUUAAAUCCUAAUAUUAUAUAUUUAAUGUUUUGUAUUUUGUCAAAAUUGAAACAUGAAUAUUUAUAUGAUAGUAAUACAUUUAAUCUCAAAAAUUUGUCAUUUAUAGUUGACCAAAUAAAUUCUAUUCUUUUACAAUAUAUUGACUUUUUACAAACAAAUUCAACUCCUAAACUUUAUAUAUCUAUUAUUCCAAAUAUUAUCACUAUAUUCCAAUUUUUUGAUAUACCUCAAGCUUUUCAAAUAAUUAGAUUUUCCUUCCCAUUCUUUGAUCAAAAUGAUAUCCAAAACGAACUAGAUGCAGAAAAGGAAAAAGAUAACGAUCAAGAUUAUGAAUCAGAAACAGAUGAAGAAACAGAUCCAUGGAUAGAUACUAUGAUGCCAAUUGUUGAAAAAUACAUAAACAUAGAAAACUUAAAUGGAAUAAAUAUCAAAUUCUAUUUAAUUUAUUGGAGAUUACAUAUAUCAGAUAUUUAUGUUCCACAUAAACAGUAUAAAAAAAUAAUAGACAAUUUUGAUAUGCUUAUAAAUAAGUUAGAAAAAUAUUUCGUUGAUAAUAAAAAACAUGGCGAUCUUAAUUGGAUACAUAAAAAAAUAGAAAAAUUAAAUUUUAGAAAAGCUCAAAUAAAAAAUGAAUAUGAAUAUCAUAUACUUCAUACGAACAAAAUUAAAAAAAAAUUAUCACAUAUAAUAGAGCAUUGGGUCGAUCCUGAAGAAAUCGAUUUUAAUACAUUCACUUCUUUUGUUAAAUGUUUAAUUGCUCCAAGGAUAUUAAAUAGUGAAAAAGAUUCAUUAUUUUGUUCUAAAUUUAUACAAGUAUUAGUAGAAUUCUAUACCCCUCUUUUUAAUUUAUGCACAUUAGUUCAAGUUUUAACAAAAAUGUUAAUUCCUCUUAUAAAUUCAUGCACAGAAAAAGAAUCACUAAAUGUCGGAAUAUUUUUUAACGACCUUUUCUCAUAUUUAUAUGUAUUAUGUGAUGAUGUCAAAUAUUUUCAUAAUAUAUCAAAUAACAAUCCAUGUUUUAGUAACACUUUAAAUUUCGAAUCAAAGAUUACUAUUAAUCAUGGUGAUAUUGUUCAGAAAAUUUAUAAAUGGGAAAAUUAUAUUAUUGCUUUGCUUUUUGACCAUAACAAUAAUGAUGAAAAAACUUGGAUUAAUUAUAAAUCGAUAGUUGUCUUUUUAUUUAGAUUAGUUAAUUCAUUUCCAUAUUCAUCAAAAAUUAAGGAUUCUAUAAUAAAUCAUUUGCAAAAUUUACAAAAUAUUUCAAAAGCACAUGGUUGGAAAGAUAUAUUAAUAUCAAUUAAUAGCCUAAAACAAAUAAUGGAAAAAAAUAAAAAACUCACUGGUGCAGAAAAAAAAGAUGAACAAGAACCCAAGGGAAAACCACCAAAGAUAAAUGAAACGCCACAAAAAUCUGAUUCAAACGUAACUAUGACCCCAUUUAACACAUCUCGUCAUGCUCAUACAAAUUCGGGCUCCCAUUUUAUGCCAGUGGCAAAGAAUAUUUACAAUCAAAGCAUACAUCAUGUAAUGCCAAAUGCUCUCAAUUUACCUCCAAAGCCAUUUAUGAAAGAAAAUUUUAACAAAAUUCCCCCGCCUCAAGAGCCAAAUAAAUACAUGUUAAAAAGAAGAUAUCGCUAUUUUUAA